GGGCUGGGGAUGGGACUGCGCGUUGUCUGCAGUAUCCCGAUGCUUGGAUCUCCGGACGCUGCCAGCUGCGCUUGUGUGUGCGUGCGCGUGUGUGUCCUGACUUUUCCUUUCCUUAUCCCCCCCCUCGCGCGCGCGCGCGCGCACGGCGGCUUCGGCCAGCCAGCUUUGCGCUAAUCGUUAAUCGAUAAAAACGAAUUUAAAGGUGUACAGGUUCCGAUCACUCCCCCUUCCCCUUAAGACAGCUCCAGCCUUAAAAACAUAGCCCAGAGCACAGCGAUUUCCGGCCUGGACACCCACGGAGCUUGCUCACCGCAUCGCCGCACACUAGCCAGCUCAAGAAACGAAGUCAUUCCUCUUUCAGUCCUGGGAACGUGAAAGCCAGAGAUGCCAGCCCACAUGCUGCAAGAGAUGUCCAGCUCCUACACCACCACCAUCACAGCGCCUCCAUCUGGGGGCCUGCAGAAUGGGGAAGAAAGGAUGGAAAGGACCCCCCGCGACUUGGGAGAAGACAUUCGCCCCGAAAUGAAAGAGGACAUCUAUGACCCCACCUACCAGGAUGAGGUGGGCCCCCCUCCGAAGCUGGAGUACGUGUGGAGAAACAUCAUCCUCAUGGCUCUGCUGCACCUGGGAGCCCUGUAUGGGAUCACACUGCUUCCUGCCUGCAAGGCCUACACCUGGCUCUGGGUGUAUCUAUACUACGUAAUCAGUGCCCUGGGCAUCACAGCAGGGGCGCAUCGCCUGUGGAGCCACCGCACAUACAAAGCACGCCUGCCUCUGCGGCUUUUCCUCAUCAUUGCCAACACCAUGGCAUUCCAGAAUGACGUAUAUGAAUGGGCCCGAGAUCACCGCGCCCACCAUAAGUUCUCCGAAACUCACGCUGAUCCUCACAAUUCUCGCCGUGGCUUUUUCUUCUCUCACGUGGGUUGGCUGCUUGUGCGCAAACACCGAGCUGUCAAAGAGAAGGGUGGUUUGCUAGACCUAUCUGACCUCAAAGCGGAGAAACUGGUGAUGUUCCAGAGGAGGUACUACAAGCCUGGUCUCCUGUUGAUGUGCUUCAUCCUGCCCACCUUGGUGCCCUGGUACUUUUGGGGUGAAACUUUUAAACACAGCUUGUUUGUUGCCACUUUCCUGAGAUAUGCCAUCGUGCUCAAUGCCACCUGGCUGGUGAACAGUGCUGCCCACCUCUAUGGAUACCGCCCAUAUGACAAGAAUAUUAGCUCUCGGGAGAACAUCCUGGUUUCACUGGGAGCUGUGGGUGAAGGCUUCCACAACUACCACCACUCCUUCCCCUAUGACUACUCUGCCAGUGAGUACCGCUGGAGCCUCAACUUCACCACAUUCUUCAUUGAUUGCAUGGCUGCUCUUGGGUUGGCUUAUGACCGGAAGAGAGUAUCCAAGGCCGCCAUCCUGGCCAGGAUUAAGAGAACUGGAGAUGGAAGUUACAAGAGUGGCUGAGAUUCUAGGUUCCUGUUCCAAAAGCCAUCUGGGCAGAGGUUUAAUGUUUCAUCAUUAACUACUGAAUAAUGCUACAGGAUGCUAAAGAUGAUGACCUUAACCCAUUCUAGUACAGUGUCUUAAAAAAGUACAUAAGUAUUGAAAGGCAACAACUCUUCGUUAUGAUGAUGAACUGAUGUUCUUUUCUUUUAUUCUUACUGUCCUUUGCUUUGUUUCUGUAAACACCCUUUUCUCCCUCAUUGCCUCCCAGGCAACUAUGGUCAGCCAUAGGUCUAUAUCCCCCUCCAAAGCCUACCCGCCUUUUUAGAACCUAAAAGUGAAGCCUGGGGACAACUCUUUUCUUGAGAUAUCCCUCUUAAUUUUCUUCAGUCCAGGUUUUGCCAUAAGGAGUAAAGAAUAAUUGGCAGAGAGCUUGCAUGGCAGGUAAAUUGUCAGGGGACAAGUUUCAGCAUGUAAGGUAUGAUUAAAUAGUUAGAAUGUGGU
Perognathus longimembris pacificus (Pacific pocket mouse) is the source of this 1938-nucleotide messenger RNA. RefSeq names its product acyl-CoA desaturase 1. Gene Ontology annotation, cellular component: endoplasmic reticulum membrane. Gene Ontology annotation, biological process: unsaturated fatty acid biosynthetic process; response to fatty acid. The record is from RefSeq and is a predicted model, not a curated record. NCBI's taxonomy places the organism in Eukaryota, Metazoa, Chordata, Mammalia, Rodentia, Heteromyidae. Gene Ontology annotation, molecular function: iron ion binding; stearoyl-CoA 9-desaturase activity; palmitoyl-CoA 9-desaturase activity. The transcript has 6 exons. The coding region runs from base 385 to 1455 and encodes 356 amino acids.